Messenger RNA from Trichoderma atroviride IMI 206040, 2799 nucleotides. NCBI's taxonomy places the organism in Eukaryota, Fungi, Ascomycota, Sordariomycetes, Hypocreales, Hypocreaceae. The record is from RefSeq and is a predicted model, not a curated record.
AUGCUGCUUAAGCAUUGGAAAGCUGCCGCAUUCUUGGCCAUCUCGGUCGCCUCACAGGUUGACGCAAGGUUUGAGCGGGCCGACAGCAAUGAUGGAACCGCCAAUAAAGCACCCAACAAAGAUCAAUUUAUUGACUCAUUGAUCUCAAAGAUGUCUGUGAGCGAUUUGGACCAAACGAUGCAUCUCAGCCCAAAAUCUCCAAUUGGAGUAAUACAUGACUGGUACCCUAUGAACAAAUCUUACUUCAACAGUGUUCAAAAACUCCAAUUGGAAAAGUCGCAUAUUCAAAUACCGAUGAUGCUCGUUGAAGAGUGCCUCCAUGGCGUUGGCAGCUUCAAGCAGUCCUUGUUUCCGCAGAACAUAGCCAUGGCUGCUUCAUUUGAUACAGAUAUCGUUUAUCGAGUUGGGAGAGCUAUAGGAACGGAGGCAUCGUCAAUUGGUGUCCACGGCUGCUUUUCACCAGUUCUUGACCUUGCCCAAGAGCCUCGAUGGGGAAGAGUUCAAGAAAACUUUGGCGAAGAUAAAAUUCUCACAUCGCAAAUCGGAGUUGCCUAUUCUUCUGGUCUAUCCAAGAAUAAAUCUUUAUCUGAUCCAGACGCCGUGUUUCCGAUUAUGAAGCAUUUUGCGGCCCACGGUUCCAGCCAAGGAGGCAGAAAUACAGCGCCAUUCACGGGGCUUGGAACUCGGCAGAUUAUGCAAGAUCUUCUCAUCCCAUUCAAAGCCAAUUACGAGCUUGGAGGCGCCAGGGGAGUAAUGAUGGCCUACCACGAAAUUGAUGGAAUUCCGUCUACGGUUAAUGACAUGCUGUAUCAAGCUCUGAAAGACUGGAAUUACGACGGGCUGGUGAUUGCUGACGACACGGCAUUGAGAAAUCUUUUGACAGAGCAUAAAGUAGCAAGCUCUCAAGCAGACGCUAUGCAACAAUGGUUCAACGCUGGCGGUAUGAUUGACUAUUAUGACUGGGAUCUGGAUUCCUAUAUAAAUACCACGCAAGAUCUGGUAGCCAAUGGAUCCGUCCCACUCAAGACCCUUCAGUCGCAUGUUCGGCAAAUUUUGGGCAUCAAAUGGGAUCUGGGCCUUUUUAACAAUCCUUACAUUCCUGAUGAUAUUGAUCCUCUUGCAAUUGUUGCCAGUCACCAAGACGUUGCAUUAGAAGCGGCGCACAAGAGCAUCAUACUGCUCAAAAAUGACAACAACACUCUUCCGCUGGAUCCAUCAGCUAGGGUCGCACUGAUUGGGCCAUUUGCGGAUACUAUCAAUUUUGGAGAUUACUCUGGUGCUCUGGGGCAGUACCCUGCAAAUUAUGCGCACACUCUGCGUCAAGGCAUGCUAAGUUAUUUGAAGAACAGCAGCUCGGGUGGCCGACUUACAUCAAGCUGGGGUGCCAACAGCUGGGAAUACAACAACCAGUAUGUGAUUCCAGGAUAUCUGCUAUCAACUUUAAAUGGGACAAAUGGGGGUUUGCAGGCAACGUAUUAUGCCGGAACCAAUUUUACUUUUCCCAAAGCAUCGAGACUAGAGGUUCCCGCCCAGGACUGGGGUUUAUACCCCCCACCAGGUCUUUCUUCGAACAACUUCAGUGCUACCUGGGAAGGCCAACUUGAAUCUCCGACUGAUAUAGACGUUGAUGGAUGGAUUGGUGUUGCAAUUGGUCCGAAUAGCACAUCGAAGCUCUACGUUGAUGGUAAGCUGAUUGCGUCCAAGGGAUACGGCCCCGACAGCAACGUCCUGGGAAACAUUGAAGGCUAUGGGUGGAUACAGCAAAACCAUUCCAUACCACCCGAGGAUGGAGUGGAUUUUACGUUCAAAAAGGGUGCCAAAUACCAGAUUCGUAUCGAAUUUCAGUCGUGGAACAACUUCAAAAAGACUGCCAAUGUCAACUCUGUCAACUCGCAGCUUAUCUUCUGGUGGAAUCUAGUAUCCCCAGAUGGCGAUGCUAUCCACCAAGCAGUGUCCAUUGCACAGGAUAGCGAUGUUAUUGUCCUCGCUAUGGGCGGGGCAUGGGACAGUGACGCAGAGGGGGGUGAUCGUGGAAAAAUGGAUCUCGCCCCAAGCCAAGAUGCCUUGGCUAAGAAGAUUUAUGCCCUGGGCAAGCCGGUCGUGCUCGUCCUUGAGGGAGGACGACCAUUUGCUAUACCAGAUCAUUAUCAACAGUCCGCUGCAGUGUUAGACACGCACUUCGGAGGGCAAGCUGGAGGGCAAGCAACUGCAGAUGUCAUCUUUGGCGCGUUUAAUCCAGGAGGACGUGUGCCAAUCACGAUCCCGUACUCGGUGGGUCAACUCCCAGUAUAUUAUAAUUACAAGCCCUCCGCACACGCUGCUGCAUAUCUUGACAUACCGUCUGAUCCGUCAUAUCCAUUUGGUCACGGCUUGUCGUAUACUACCUUUUCGGCUUCUUCUCCGACAGCUUCAAUUAGGAGCACCGGCUCAAAAAGAUCCAGUGUUGAUGCACGGGGUAGUAGCCAGACCUUUGGUACUGGUGACUGGAUCGACUUUUCCGUAACCGUCCAGAAUAAUGGCACUGUUUCCGGCAGUUACGUCGUCCAGAUAUAUUUGUUAGGCCGUGUAUCCACCAUUACACAGCCUGUAAAGCAGCUCGUCGCUUUCCAACGAGUUUAUCUAGAUGCUGGCGAGAAACAGACUGUCUCACUUGAGCUGGAAGUGGAUCGAUAUUUGAUGAUUCUUAAUCGGACAAACAAAUGGGAAUUGGAGAAGGGGGCUUACACCUUUGCUCUCUCGGAGAAUGGAGGCAGCAACACCGACACUAGUAGAAGCGUCACGCUGCAAUGCGUAGGUUGA